Neoarius graeffei (lesser salmon catfish) is the source of this 890-nucleotide messenger RNA. RefSeq names its product tripartite motif-containing protein 16-like. Lineage: Eukaryota; Metazoa; Chordata; Actinopteri; Siluriformes; Ariidae. The coding region runs from base 39 to 890 and encodes 283 amino acids. The record is from RefSeq and is a predicted model, not a curated record. The transcript has 6 exons.
AUAUGGAACCAGUUCGCUCGUACUGUAUAAAAAGCUGAAUGUAUUUUAUUUGUCCUCAGAGUGAGUUAAAGGAGGAGCAGAUGAAAUCCCAGCAGAGAAUCCAGGAGAAGCAGAAGGUGGUGCAGGAGCUGAAACAGGCUGUGAACACUAUAAAGCUCAGUGCACAGACAGCAGUUGAGGACAGUGAGAGGAUCUUUACUGAGCUGAUCAGCUCCAUGGAGAAAAAGCGCUGGGAGGUGACGGAGCUGAUCAGAGAUCAGGAGAAGGCUGAACUGAGUCGAGCUGAACGACUCCUGGAGCAACUGGAGCAGGAGAUUGCUGAUCUUCAGAGGAGAGUCACUGAGCUGGAGCAGCUUUCACACACACACGAUCACAUCCAUUUCCUCCAGGUUUUAGCUUCUGGACGUCGGUCUCCUCCAUUGGACAGACCAGAUUUUCACACAUCCAGCGUCACUGUCCAUCAACAUCUCUCAUUUGAUGGAGUGAGGAAUUCUCUCUCAGAUCUGAAAAAGAGACUCGAGGAAUUCUGUGAGGAGGAAUUCAACAAAAUCCCUCCACAUGCUGCAGCAGUUCAGAUCAUUUCAGAACCAGAACCACAGAGCAGAGAAGAGUUUCUGAAAUAUUUCUGUUAUCUGACUCUGGAUCCCAACACGGCACAUCGUCACCUCAUUCUGUCUGAGAAGAACAGAGCGGUGAGAUGGAGUGAGAGAGAGCAGCGUUACUCUGAUCAUCCAGAGACAUUUGAUUUCUGCAGGCAGGUGUUGUGUAAGGAGAGUGCGUGUGGACGCUGUUACUGGGAGGUGGAGUGGAGCGGUAAUGAUGGUGUUGUGUUCAUAUCAGUCUCUUAUCACAUAUAUCAUCUCACAUCAGCAGGAAAGGAUGGGCAUUGA